Messenger RNA from Rana temporaria (common frog), 5545 nucleotides. RefSeq names its product multiple epidermal growth factor-like domains protein 10. The transcript is spliced from 25 exons. The record is from RefSeq and is a predicted model, not a curated record. Gene Ontology annotation, molecular function: protein binding. Bases 1270 to 4650 code for a protein of 1126 amino acids. Gene Ontology annotation, cellular component: membrane. NCBI's taxonomy places the organism in Eukaryota, Metazoa, Chordata, Amphibia, Anura, Ranidae.
CAGCCUCCUCCCAGCCCCAGAUAACACACAGCUCAGCCCCUCGUUCCUGUACAGACAGACUCUGCGUCCUCCACUAUUCCCCUAUACAGGAUUUACUCAACAAGAAGACUCCCAAAGUGUAGGCAGCUGCUGGGACCUUUAUCCAUCAUACUAAGUAUCCAACUUCUAAACGACCUGCUUCCCUGGGACACAACUGGCACUUCUGUUCAACUAUCUGCAUUCCUGGGAUUCGUCUAACUUUCCUGUUCAACUACCGGCAUCCCUGGUACUCAACUGACGCUUCUGUUCAACUAUGGGGGCACCUGACCCGUCUGUUCACCUACUUGUGCCCCUGGUGCUCAACUGACCCUUCUAUUCAACUAUCUGCAUCCCGGGGACUCAAUCGUCCCUACUGUUCGCCUAUCUGUGUCCCUGGGACUCUCCUGACUCUUCUGUUCAACUAUCUGCAUCCCUGGGACUCAACUGAUCCUAUUGUUCAACUAUCCGUGUCCCUGGAACUUAACCAACUCUUCUGUUCAGUGUUCAACUAUCUAUAUCUCUGGGAAUCAACUGACCCUUGUGUUCAACUAUCUGCAUCCCUGCAACCCAACUGAUUCUACUGUUCAACUAUUUGAAACCUUGGGACUCAAUCAUCUACUGUGUCAACUAUCUGCACCCCUGGGACUCAACUGACCCUUCUGUUCAACUCUCUGCACCCCUGGGACUCAACUGACCCUUCUUUUCAACAAUCUGCACCCCUGAGACUCAACUGACCCUUCUGUUUAACAAUCUGCACCCCUGGGACUCAACUGACCCUUCUGUUCAACUCUCUGCACCCCUGGGACUCAACUGACCCUUCUGUUCAACAAUCUGCACCCCUGGGACUCAACUGACCCUUCUGUUCAACUCUCUGCACCCCUGGGACUCAACUGACCCUUCUGUUCAACUCUCUGCACCCCUGGGACUCAACUGACCCUUCUGUUCCACUCUCUGCACCCCUGGGACUCAACUGACCCUUCUGUUCAACUCUCUGCACCCCUGGGACUCAACUGACCCUUCUGUUCAACUCUCUGCACCCCUGGGACUCAACUGAUCCUUCUGUUCAACUCUCUGCACCCCUGGGAAUCAACUGACCCUUCUGUUUAACAAUCUGCACCCCUGGGACUCAACUGACCCUUCUGUUCAACUCUCUGCACCCCUGGGACUCAACCGACACUUCUGUUCAAUUAUCUGCACUCCUGGGACUCAACCAACUCUUCUGUUCACCUGACGGGACAUCCCAUCCAAGUAAUGAAGGCGGCAGGAAAAUUCUACCUAUCAGCCAUGAUUUUCUUACUUCAAGCACAGCUUGGCACAUCUCUCAACCCAAAUGACCCCAAUGUCUGCAGUUACUGGGAAAGUUACACCACAGCAGUGAAGGAAUCGUAUGCCCAUCCAUACAGCCUGUCUACUUCUGAUUCAUGUGACGGUAACUGGAACUACUUCAAGAUAUGUACACCUCAGAAGAUUAUGUACCGGACUGCGUACCGCCAUGGUGUAAAGCUCGACUACAGAAAGCGCUAUCGAUGCUGCCAAGGAUACUAUGAGAGCAAUGAUAUCUGUGUUCCGCACUGCCUUGGAGAGUGUGUGCACGGCCGAUGCGUGGCACCCAAUCAAUGCCAGUGUGAGCCAGGCUGGCGAGGAGAAGACUGCUCCAGUGCUUGUGACCCACAUCUGUGGGGACCCAGAUGUAACUAUUCCUGUCAUUGCCUAAACAAUGGGAUUUGUGAUGCCAUUUCGGGGUCCUGCAUCUGCCCUCCGGGAUACAAGGCACCCUUCUGUGAGAAGCCCUGUGAACCAGGAACCUAUGGAGCAAACUGUUUACUGGACUGCCAGUGUAAGAAUGGAGCCAGCUGUGACCCUCAGAAUGGAACUUGUCUUUGUCCAGAAGGGUACACGGGACCUUAUUGUGAGCUUAGAUGCACAGAGGUUCAACCAUCCACAUUUCAAUGCCCAGAGAACUGCCCCUGCCAGAGCGGAGGCAUCUGUGACCAGGUCAAUGGAGAGUGCACGUGUCCACCUGGAUGGAAGGGUCCAAUAUGCUCCAUCCCGUGCCCACCUGGAUACUAUGGUUCUGGCUGCGAGCAUGAAUGCAACUGUCAUAAUCAUGGUCAAUGUGACCCAGAAAGUGGGCAGUGCCAGUGCGCUCUAGGUUACACAGGAGACCGCUGUCGGGAAGAGUGUCCUAUAGGAAAGCAUGGUCAGGACUGUGAAGAAACCUGCAACUGUGUGAACGGGGUGCGUUGCUUCCAUAUCAACGGGGCGUGUCUGUGCGAAGCUGGCUUCUUUGGGGAAAACUGUGAAGACCGAAUGUGUGUGGAUGGCAUGUACGGCAUACACUGCAACAUGCCCUGCCAGUGUGACCCUCGGCACACUAAGAGCUGUCACCCAAUGUCUGGAGAAUGCACCUGUAAGAGUGGCUGGGCCGGUCUGUUCUGCAAUGAGACCUGUCCUCAUGGUUACUACGGAACCAAUUGCCAGGAGCCGUGUUUGUGCCUCAAUGGGGGAUCCUGUGAUGGUGAGACUGGCUCAUGUCAGUGUGCCCCGGGAUUUUCAGGAAGUCAUUGCUCUAUCUACUGUCCUGAUGACACCUAUGGGGACAAAUGUUCUCAGGAAUGCAACUGCAAAAACUACUUGGCCUGUUCCCCCAUCGAUGGAACCUGUGUGUGUAAGGAAGGCUGGCAGAAGGGUGACUGCUCAAUACCUUGCCCAAAAGGAAUGUGGGGUUUCAACUGCAACAGGACAUGUGAGUGUGUCAAUGGGGCCUCCUGUAGUCCAAUCACGGGGCAAUGCUUCUGCACCUCUGGAUGGUUUGGGAAGAAAUGUGAGUUACCAUGCAAGGCAGGUAGUUUCGGACCUGGAUGUAGCCAGCGGUGUGAAUGUAAAAAUGCAGAUGGCUGUGACCCAAUGACCGGGAAAUGUAGAUGCUUAACGGGAUGGACUGGCAUCUACUGUGAGCAGACUUGCAAAGAUGGAUUUUGGGGAAGGAACUGUAACAUGUCCUGUACUUGUAAGAACGGGGCAUUCUGCUCUGCUGAGGAUGGAUCAUGUACCUGCACUGCUGGCUUCGAAGGACCAGAAUGCGAGAACAGUUGCCCUCCAGGUCGUUAUGGGAAGAAAUGCACCUUCGCCUGCAAAUGCUCCAGCAACUCCACCUGUAAUUCCAUUGAUGGCUCCUGUAUAUGUUCACCUGGAUGGAGAGGCAGCGACUGCUCUGAGGCCUGUCCUCCAGGAUCUUGGGGAAAAGACUGCUCCAGCAGCUGCAAUUGCCAGCAUGGAGGGCAGUGCAGUCCUGUAGACGGGUCGUGUAAAUGUUUGCCAGGAUGGACUGGAAAGACUUGCUCUCAAGCAUGUUCACUGGGACUUUGGGGGAAGGACUGCGCUAACACCUGUUAUUGCCAAAAUGGAGGGCAUUGUAGUCCGAUUGAUGGAACUUGUGUCUGUUCUUCCGGAUGGACUGGAAAAAUGUGUUCUGAAGUCUGCCCCUUGGGAUCAUACGGAGAAAACUGUGUAAACAAAUGCAGAUGCCAAAAUGGAGCAGAAUGCGAUCACAUGAAUGGGAAGUGUUCCUGCCUGCCUGGAUAUAUUGGUCCAUUCUGUGAUAUUAAGUGCCCUCGUAAAACCUAUGGCCUGAAAUGCCACCAGCCCUGUGACUGUCUCUAUAACGCCACCUGUGACCAUGUGACGGGUCACUGCCAGUGUGAAGCAGGCUGGUCAGGUACACGCUGUGAGAAAGCUCCCGCCAUGGAUGUCACUAUAGUGCCGAAGACUUCAAUAGCCACAGACUCCAUUGGACCCAUGAUCGGCAUCAUCGCCUUAGUAAUCUUGGUUGUGGCGCUGAUCGCGUUCUUCCUAGCAUACAGACACUGGCAAAAAGACAAGGAGAGCCGUAACUUAGCUGUGGCGUAUACAUCCAAUAGGCCGGCCAGUGGUGAAUACGAAGUACCAGAUGUACCACCCAGCCACAUGCACUACUACUCAAACCCCAGCUACCAUACGCUUUCUCAGUGUGGCCCCACCCUGCCACCUAUACCCACCAGCCAUGACAGGCCCGGUUCUAAAAAGAUGAACUGCAAUCCUCAUUACUCCAAUGCCAUGAAUGCUGAGAGGGAACGAAUGAGCGGCUACGGUCCAGAUUACAACGCUACGCUGCCAGCUGACUGGAAACUUCAGGGGGCACCUAUGAAUCACAAAGGGAGGCAUUGCAUGGAUAGAAGUUACAGUGCUGGAGUUUACUAUAACAAAGGAAAUGAUUAUGUGAAAGAUUCUGCUCUCAGCUUAAGUAACAGCUCCCUGAACAGUGAAAACCCAUAUGCGACCAUUAAAGAUCUCCCUAUGACGAUGCCUAGAACAUCAGAGGGAAAUUACAUGGAGAUGAAGUCCCCAGUGCACCGAGAAAUGUCAUAUGCAGAAAUUGGACUGUUUGAUGAAGAUGCCAUGUACCAGGUGGACUCCCAAGAUCAAGAUAGCUUCCUGAAUGGUGCGGCAGCAGCUUCCACCAGUUCCCCCCGGAAUAGUCUCCCAAUGAACCAUUACGACUCGCCUAAAAACAGUCACAUUCCCAGCCAUUAUGACAUGCCACCAGUCCGGCAAUAUCCCCCGUCUCCGGGAGCAAAACGCAAAACGCGAUGAAGGCUUGAAGAAACUUUUCUUGACAAUUGCUACUUGUACCUCCUGGGACAUCAAGUUUGAUGCUUACAGUGGAAUUUUGGGAUCUCGUUUUCUGCUGGCAUGACCUCUGCAAUCUGUACAGUCUUUUUUUUUGUUUACAAUGACUUUAUCAUUUUAGUACUUAAGCCGGGUACAAUACAACUGAUUGUAGAUGAAUUUUCACUGUGAAUGACUGCAAUUAUGUAAAUAUAGAUAUUUUAGGCUUUUGGAGACUGGUCUCUUUAGAAGCCAAAGAAAGACUUUUAUGAAGGUAUCUACCACUUUUUAUGGAAAAAAAAACUACAAUAGUGGAUUCAAGACAACGGGAAAGAAAUCAAAGUAUCGGUCUUCUGUUUCAUGAUUUUGAUUUUAUUGAUUGAGAGUGGAUUUUUCAAGAACUGCAGCUGUAUGUCAAUAAGGUCAGACUCUUGUUUUUAAAGUCUGAAUCGGAUUUAUUUCCCAGUAAAAACUAUGUAAAAAUGAACAAAUGUAGAAGGCAACUUUCCAAGGUCUUGGGAUUAAAAGUCUGUGAAACUGAAAAAACUCACAAAUUUCGAUUUCUGGAACCAACUUUCCUAAGCCAUGCAACAUAAAAUAUGUUCUGGAAUUAAAACGUCCAAACUCAGCCUUUGCAUUUUAGAUUUUUUCUAUAUUAUUGUGAAUUUUUCAGGGGAUUUAAAACAGAUCAAUGUGCAGUAUACUAUGGGAGUUCUUGCAAUUUCUUACAGCAAAUACCUAAAUUGUACAAUUAAAGGAUAACUGAACCCAAGAACAGAAAUGUAUUAUAUUGAAACUCACUGGUCCUUAGAUGUGGUGUCUGCAUUAUUUUUAAAUUUUCGGGGGAAAGAAUAAGUACAAUAAAUACCUGUUGAUCUUG